UGGUACACACGAUGCACGUGCAAGUCCGCGACGGUCUGCUGGAGGGGGAAGUGUUGGAUAAUGUGCUCGGAGGACAGUACUACAGUUUCAAGGGCAUCCCGUAUGCUGCACCUCCAGUAGGAGACCUGCGAUUCAAGGCACCGCAACCAGUCAUUCCUUGGGAUGGAGUCCGCAGCGCUAAAGCCCACGGACCGAUCUGCCAUCAGUUUGACAUGUUCACUGGAAAGCUGUGCACAGAACCAAGCAGCGAAGACUGCCUCUACCUCAAUGUGUACUCGCCUGAUCUCCAGCCUAAAAAACCUCUUCCAGUAAUGUUUUGGAUCCAUGGCGGCGGUUUCUUAAGUGGCAGCGGGAACACAAGCUACUAUGGACCCGAUUUCCUCGUCAAUCAAAAUGUUGUCCUUGUAACUUUUAAUUACAGACUAGCCGUAGUAGGAUUCUUAUGCCUGCACACAAAAGAAGUACCAGGAAACGCCGGUAUGAAAGAUCAAGUAGCUGCUCUUAAGUGGGUGAAAGACAACAUAAGGCAUUUUGGCGGAGAUCCUGAUAAUGUAACUAUUUUUGGAGAAAGCGCCGGUGCAGCGUCGGUCACCUACCACCUGGUGUCCCCGAUGUCCAAAGGGCUGUUCAAGCGAGCUAUUGCGCAGAGUGGCGUGAAUUUGAGUCAUUGGGCUCAAGCGUUUGAGCCCCGAUUGAGAGCAGAGGCCAUAGCUCGUUCAUUCGGUAAAGAUACCAAGGACGACGAAGAACUCUACGAAUUAUUUAAAUCUCUGCCAAUCGAAAAGAUAACAAACCCCUUUGCACCUCUUACGCUCGAGGAAGAAGCUGGGAUACGUAACAAUGGAAGUUUAGCUAUAGUUGAUGAAAAAGAAUUUGAUGGAGUUGAAAGAUUUUUCUUCGGCGAUGUUUAUGAACGACUAAAAAACGGUAUACAUGAUGGAGUCGAACUCAUGGAGGGUUAUACGACUGAUGAAGGAGUUAUUCAGUUUGCGUUUUCCCCAAAAGAUAAUUUCUUUGACAAAUAUAACAACUACGUACAGUGCCUCGUUCCGCAAGAUUUGGCUAUGAAAUGCUCAGUGAAAGAUCAACUGGCUAUCGGUCAAAAAGUAAAAGAGCAUUACUUCAGCGAUAAACCGAUUACAACAGAUAAUAUAGAAGCUCUGAUAAAAUACUUUUCAAUGCAUUUUAGCUAUAAUGUUAUUCGAUAUGCUAAAAUCUUCGCUCACAAGGAUACGAAUAAGUUAUUUUUCUACCAAUUUGAUAUGUACUCUGAAAGAAACAUUUGGACCGAACAAUUCGGAGGAAGAUUUGACAUAAAAGGGAAGAGUGUCUGCCAUUGCGAUGAUUUACCUUAUUUGUUCAGCACUGAGAAAGUAAAAGCACCACUAACUUCUGAGGCUACUCAACUUAUUCAAAAUAUGACAAAAUUGUGGACCAACUUUGCUAAAUUCGGUGAUCCCACUCCGGACAGCAGCCUGGGGGUCAAAUGGCCCGCGUUCGACCCCAAGAAGGAGCAGUACCUGAUCAUCGGCAAUGACCUCGUCGUGGCGUCACACCCAAACGAAGAAGAGUACCAGUUCUGGGAGAAACUACACCAACAAUAUCUUCAAUAAUAGACGUGUCGUAAAACCUCAUAAGUGUUAUCCAAAUAUUAUUACAUUUAUUUAUUAGUUUGAGGGCAAGAAUUAGUUGAAUGUCGCUGUUGUUAGUUGAGGGAUGAAUGGAAAAGGGCACAUGACCUGGGGGCUGAUUUUUGAAUCUCGGCCAUUCGAAUUCAUGAAAUUCAUUCAAUAAUAUCUCCACUACUAGCGAUAUAAAUUCUACUAACAGAAUCGAAAACGA
This is a messenger RNA of Leguminivora glycinivorella, 1842 nucleotides long. RefSeq names its product esterase FE4-like. Lineage: Eukaryota; Metazoa; Arthropoda; Insecta; Lepidoptera; Tortricidae. The transcript is spliced from 3 exons. Bases 12 to 1613 code for a protein of 533 amino acids. The record is from RefSeq and is a predicted model, not a curated record.